This is a messenger RNA of Trypanosoma brucei brucei TREU927, 8850 nucleotides long. RefSeq lists its product as hypothetical. The transcript has a single exon. Gene Ontology annotation, molecular function: protein binding. The record is from RefSeq and is a predicted model, not a curated record. The coding region runs from base 1 to 8850 and encodes 2949 amino acids. Lineage: Eukaryota; Euglenozoa; Kinetoplastea; Trypanosomatida; Trypanosomatidae.
AUGCUGGCGGAGAGUCCUGGUUUCGCAAAGGCCCUUUCUACACUGACACUCCUAGGAACGGAAAGUUUCUACAGCACAACUUUGGAAUGGAGAAAGCGCGUUACGGAUAUUAUUCACAUGACCUCCGAUGAACAACUUCCAGCACUACUUAUGAGGGUAUACGAUGUACUCUUGCAAGUGUUGCUUGAUGACGGAAGGAAGCAGCCGAACUACCUGGAGCUUGCUUCAACAGCUGUUGCUGUAAUGUGCUUCGUUCAUCGGCUGUUCCUACACUACAGGGAAGAACGGCUGUUGUUGGAUGAGUAUCGCCGCUGGGUAUUUCUCCGCGCAGUUGUUCGUACUUUUGAGUUCACGCUUUCUAAUCACUUCGAAGGAAGUGCAGCACUAUCAGAUGCAUCUCGGGGGGUUAUUGCUUUGAUGUUUUUACCAGAUGCAGAUUUGAGCAGACUUUCAGUGGGCGAAGCUGAGUUCAGCGCGGAGGACGCAUCUUUUCAACGGGCGCUUCAUUUGGCCCAUUCGUUUAUGCCCUCUGCGAAAGAUUUAGGUGCGUUUUUGGAAUGUUUGGUGUGUUGUAUCGAAAGUUUGCUAAGCGUUCGUAGUGUCUUGGGCCACCCGGAAGUGGAAACUACAGACUUCGGGGUUGUGUUUUCAGUUCUUUUCCCUCUUCAAAGUGCUAUGGCUCAGCGCUAUGAACACGCAGAGAGGCUGUUUCGGUCUAUUUGUUCAAUAGCUUCCGCGAUACGCGGGCCGCCUUCGGCCACAACAUCGUCGGGAACUGCGAAAGGUGUGGCUAAUUUCUUCUCUGCAGUCUUCACACCGUCACAGGUUAACACGAUACAGCGGUUUGUAAGCUCCGUUGGUGCAUCUGGAUCACCGAAGCGUAGUCCUAUCACAUGUCGCGAGGCUGUGGAAUGCGUAACGAGCUUUUUCGUUUGCGCAACCGAAGAAAUGGCUAUAGAGGCAUGUGCUCGCCCUCUGUUUGACUUGGUUUGUCUUGAUGAUGUGGAGGAGGAGCUGGUCCGCUUUGUGCUCUAUUCAUGCACCGAAAAUCUCCUAUUACUCAAACCGUGUCAACUACAACGUGUAACGCAGUUGCUGCUCACCGCCGUAAAGCGCGGCAUUGCCAUCUCAGAGACCGUUUCCUCGGUUGCAGCAGUGCUAAGGAAGGAAUCCAAAGCGGUGGUUGAGGUGAAGAUUUUUGUGCUAGAGUUUCUUAGCUUUUAUUCAACGGCAGUAAGUCAUGCAUCUGAGGUAGAAACACUGCAUAGCGUCUUCAAGUGGACGCUUGAGGAGGUGACAUCGAUAAGCGACUGGGUCCAACCGCAGGCAGUUUCAUAUCUGGCAGCGGUGACGCAAUUCGUGAGAUCGGCACUCGCAUCCGCACCGUUGGUAGCACUACUGGCAAGGCUUGAAUGGCCCCACGAGGUGCUGCUUCUGCUGUUGCGUGCUCAUGGUGAUGGUGUAAGGGAAGUAGCAGUCACAUUUCGGAAUCUCUUUUGUUCAAUGGUAUUCAACGAGGGGCAGUUUGUGGAUGUUCUUAUUAGCGAAUUGAGGGCAAUGGGCGGCCAGAGCCCCUGGCCUUCACAAAUUUCCAUCCUGUUGUGUGUAUUCGUGUACCUGCUGCAGGAUAAACGGGGUGCAUGGGCUGCGAUAAGAAGUAACGACAUCUACGUGUGCCUUUACCUGCUUCACUACCUGGACCAAAGUACCUGCAUUGAGGAGGAUGCGCAUCUUAUUGGAACAUCGUUGGCAUUGUUGUUGUCGCACCUGCGGUGGAGUGAAGCUGGAGGAAUUGUCGCACACUAUGUUGAUGCUGUCAGAACCCCUUGGAUGGUCCAACUUCUGGUUGAUCUUGCCACAGGGUUUUACACCACCACAAAAAACUUGAUUGCUGCCGAUGCUAUGCGUGUAGAAACUGUAAAAACGAUGACGCCGGGCAGUCGACUGUGCUGUGAAGUAGUGGGGGGGUUUUCCAUACCUUUGUCCUGCCGCUUCGAGCACACCUUUCCUUUUGGUGUGCUUCUUCGUUGGAUAGUGGAACCAGGAAAUCAAUCCGGCGAUUGGCAGAAAAACUUGAUGGAGCUCCUAUCUGGCAUGCUCCACCGCCGCUGCCUACCUCUCGUUGACGACGCGUUCACCUCUACGGUGGUGAAACAAAAACUUUAUGAGCUGCUUCCAUACGUGGCCGAUGUUUCGAGAAGGGAUGUGCUCGCAUUGCUUUCGUCUUCGAAGGAGUAUCUAACACUUGAAGAUGUCUCGAACGCUCAAGCCAUCUGGGAGAGACUAGCAUACGGUAGAAUCGGGGAAGGUUUGCAGCAUGAAUUCCACGAUUAUAUCACAUGGUACGGAAACGGCGCAUUGCAUGGGGUGCUGCGGGGUGUGCAAAAGGGUUGUUCUCUCAACGACCGCUUCACGACGGCUGUGUGGGUGUAUUGGGAAUCAUGCAUAGGGACGGAUACGGGUUCGAUGAUUCAGCUUUGGGAGUUGCUCUGGCCGGGCGCUGAGGGCUCUACGAAAGUGUCAUUGUCGGUUGACACGAUGCAAAGAAAGGUCAUUUUUGCAGUUUCCCCGGCGGACGAAGCGCAACAAGUUGUCACCCUUCCCUUCAUUCCGCCAGGCCAGUGGAUGCACGUAGUAGUGAGCUUUUUAUGCAACCGAUUAUUUUCCUCCACUGUGACGGCGUUCUACGAUGGAGUUCGCACCCUUCAGACCGAUAUAACCGUACCUGGGUCCCACACAUUCCUUCCGUACCCUGGAGGCCCCUCAUUUAUGGCAAGGAUUCUCUCUGAAAGCACCUAUGAUUUCACUUGCACCGUGGGGUUUUCACACGAAGGGAGCUCUGAGGGCUGCAUGCAGCGUUUUGUGUCGUUUCAGCUGUUUAAUGCAGCUUUAUCACAAUUGGAAGUAAUGUCGCUUUUUUGUGUGGACCCGUAUUCGCUCACAGGUCUGAGGGCUGCGAAGAGGUGCCCGCUGGAGUUGCCGCUGCUGAGACCAGAGGCGCUGCGGUACUUAGUUGCUAGCGCUGCCCAUGGGGAGCUUCAAGAACUUACUAGCUCAAGAGCGCUUAAUUUCGCUCCGUUUCCUGCAGAAUUCCUGAUAUUAUCAUUACAUGUGCAGAACGCGGAGUUGGUCGAGUGCUCCCAGUUACAGUCCCUCCACAAUAAGAGGUGGGUGGUCCCUGACUCUGCGGGGAGAAAUGGAGUGACGAACUUUUUAUUACACGGCUCACACAGCGAGCCCGUGGCUACGGGUGGAAACAUAACCAAGGUGCUUAUCUCACAUAACGUCCCCUGCGAGUGGCUGCGCUGGCUUUGUGUAAUCUCCUGUGCAUACGAUGAGGUUACAAUGCCUAACACAAAAAACGUGCUUGAUAGUGCUGACGCGAAGAUGGCUGUUCUGCAGAGAAUAGCAGCAACGACACUGAGAAUAAUUGCCACGUAUUAUUGGAAGGCGGAGGAGGUAAGUGACGGCAAUGUGGCAAUAUUCAUCAAUUAUGUAACUCUGCAAGUGAAGCAACGGCCACAGGUUUAUCUGGCUACUACGGACGGGGUGGACGCAGUUUUUGGUCUUGGUGCAGCGAAGGAAUCCACAGGUGAGCACUGCGUCGUGUAUAACACAGUACCGGUUGAGGACGUCUUUUUUAACUGGAAAGUUACUUCGUUUCUCCCGGAGCAGUGUCAACAACGUAUUUUGUUUCAUCUUACUGCACUCCUACAAAAGAGCAACCCGUUUAGGGCGGUAAAUGCCUUACGUUUGCAACAUUCCAGUUUUUUUGACGGUUUCAUAUGCGGACUUGUGAGGGAGUAUGUAUGGCCCCCGGUACUAGAAUCCGCUGUUGCUGUCAUUGCGCUGUACAUUGAGUGCAUCGCAGGCGAUGCUGUUGCGCUCCGGGAGGUUCUCAACUUAUGUGCGUCUAUAGUUCCCGUGGAGCGUGAUGUGCUAACCGUUGCCAAGCGCCUUGUGUCCAAGAUACCACUGGUAGCAUUCGAGUGCAUAGUUGUUGUUGUGCUCAACCACCUGCUGAAAGUGCUCUGUGGCGCUUGUGUCAGUCUCCACAAUGAGGGACUAAUGUUUGCUGAGGCCCUGUCGCACGCAAUGCCGCAGUGCUGGUUUCACAUUUUGACGAGUGAGUGGGCACAUCCAGUUUCCGUAACCAUGGCGAUGCACCUCUUUACUCUUUGUUACAAACGGAGUGAAACGUUUAGAAGACGCUUCGGAGACGUCAUCCCUUUAUUGUACGAAAACUUGCGUCACCACGCACACCAGAGUGACCUGUUGAUUGUCCUAAUCAGUGGCUUCUGGGGGAGCGACUGGGACCAACAGAAACCUCCAUAUGCUUUGCUAAACCAAUUGUAUACCACUUCUGAAGGGACAGUGCCGUCCUUCUUGCAACUUGCUAUGCAUCUGCUUGGUAGGAGUGCUUCGUUGUUGCUGCGACCUGACGCGGCGGUGAAUUACCCUCACAUCACAUGCGCUUCAUUCUACGCUGCGAUGGGCGCAGCUGCCACCGCUGAACAUUGUAGGGCACGGUCACAACUAAGGUGCUACAUCUCUGUGGUUGUGUUCUGCGCACGGCUGCGUCGGGGACAGAAGAUACCCGACGACGGCGCGAAUAGAAUUUCGUUCACAAAGAGGGAAUCGGCUGAUCACGGGGAGAUGAGGCGGACUGUAGUUGCCAUUUUGCAGUGGGUUGCGCGCAGAUACCCGAGCGACCGCCGCGUCUCGAAGGCUAUGUACGUUUCACAAAAAUCAUACAACCCAAUGGAUAUGGCGCUGCUUUGUCUGUUUCCCGCAUUGCCUAUGGACAAGGAUGUGGGGAGCGUUGGGAAUAUGCCGUUGCCUCUUCUUGACGUGGUAGAGGGUUUAGGAACCACUGUUGGGCAUCGAGAUAUUUUUGAUGGAGGCUACUCUGGCACAGGCGGCUUUGACUUCGAUGACUGUGACGACGAGAGGGAGGAACUAGUCUGUGAUGCGCGGGGCCCUAAUACCUCACCGGCUACCGAGGCACGGGACUGUGAUUUCGAUGCUCUACUGCAUCAACCAGAAAGUGAGCUGUACAAUGCUUGUCGUGCGCUAUUUGUUGCGCACAUCAAGCGAUACGCACGUAGUGCCAAAUGUCAGCCCUUCGUGACGGGUAGGAAGUCGGUGCGUUCUCCGCCAAAACUCGUGCUCGCGCUGCAACGGGCGCUUGCUCUCUGCCCAAGCGGCAUAGGACUCAGGGCAAGAUAUAUGUUCUGUGUGGCGGUUUGUUGUUUUUGUCUUAAGGCUCUAACGGAUAUGCUUCGUGAGGAGCAACCUGGUGAGACCGGCCAGUGCGUCCUUGACAACAUGGUAGCCACGGGGAAGUACCUUGCUGAUCGGUUGGUAAGCGGGGCCGCUACCCCCACAAUGGCGGUGACGAAGUUUUUGCAGCACUUACUCAAGUUACAUCUUAACACCGAGCAAGUCAAAGAUUUGUGUGAAUCUCUUUCUGAGUGCUUACUUCUUUUAAUGGACUCAGUAAGCUGCGGGAGAGAUGCUCGGUCCGCAGCAUCGGUGAUUGAUUCUCUGCACGACGAGCACAUUGGUGUCUUCGGCUACCGGAUUCCGUCUGAAGAGCUUCUUCGGUUGACCACGCAUAGGUUGUUAGAUAUUUCAGAGGUGUUAUUAGCCUCAGACGUGGACAGGCAUUCCGUUAAUAUGGAAAAGUUGGUUGGUUUGUGGCGCACAUUUUUGGUUGCCAACAGGGAGGUCCCCUUCUUUCGCUUGGUUUGGAAUACGGAGGAGAAAGCUGCACGCGUUUUCUACAUGCUCACGGAAUCCACUGAUGGAGGAGUGGGGGAUUUGGUUGCAUGGGUAAUGGCAGAUCAUAGUAAUUUCAAGCAAAGCUUAUGCAAAGACGAAUGGACUCAGAUGACGUUGAGAAAAACAUUUCUCCAGAAGAGGGACCGCCGCUGGGCGGCGUGUGCGGUGGAGCAGAGGGACCGUGAGUGUGCAGACCUGAUGAGCUCUUGCAAAGUGAAGUGCAAUGCGAUGAACGAAGAGUGGUCGAAACUUACUGAUACCUCAACUUUUGUGGACACAACGUUGUUGGCACGCAGAAUUGAGUGCUGCGAUGUACUGCACCGACAUUUACAAGUUCAGCUACUCCCCAACUAUGGGAUGGAAGAAAAACCGGGCACUUUGCACCUUCACCCCAGUGGCGCCGUGGGGUAUCCUUGUGGCGUGCCUUUUGAUUUACUCCACAAUUUGACAAAUGCACACAUACGCUAUCCAUCGCUUAGGUGUCGUCUUGCCGCAAGUACUGCAAGUGACGAUGGCUCCGUCAGUUCCCAUUCGCGGGCGAGUGUGCCCGCGGCUCUUCUUCGUAUUGUUGGUUCCCACUUCACCAACCCUGUCCUUUUUGUCGGUAAUGUGUAUUAUCUUCAUGGUGAUGAGUGCUCAAUUAGCGUAAUGUCUGUGACUCCAAGGGAGGUUGUGAUCGUUGGUGAUAGCCAGUUUUCGGCGAGCGGUGAUUUCUCCAUCGGGGUUCUUAAUCCCCGGGACGCAUGGGGGACUUUAUCACUGGACAAUGGCUCGCCUUCCUGCGAUAACCGCAACUUUCUCCCGUGGCUAUCAGAAAGGGGUAACACAGAAAAACUGGAAAUUGCCCGCCAUUCCUGCUGCUUCCGAACGAUAUGCGUUGAGUCGCGUGUGCCAAACUCUCCGUCGUUCACAUGGCGCUUCUCCACAGGCAGUAUACUGAAAGUGCACCAGCGCUUUUUUCAGCACCGUCCCGUUGCUUUGGAGUUUCAACUGGAAAACGGUGACAGGUGUUUCAUCGCGGCUCUUGAUGAAAGACUUUGCUUUUCGAGGGCAAAACAGGAGGAAAUCAUGUCUGCAGUGUCGCGUGUAGCCCCACAAGCGGAUAUGGAGACGUAUUCCCAAAAGGAGUCUCGGAUGUCUGAACUUGGAGAACGAUGGAAGCAGCGCAGAAUCAGCAACCGCAUGUAUUUGCUCCAGCUCAACGACAUUGCUGGGAGAACGGUGGCUGACAUGGGUCAGUACCCUGUGAUGCCGUGGGUUCUUAGCGACUAUGAAAGUUCUACGAUCGAUUUAAGGGACCCAGGUGUUUAUAGGGACUUGGCAAAGCCGAUCGGUGCUCUGAAUGAGGCGAAGGAGAGGCAAUUACGCGAUCGGUACGAGCAAUGGUUUGAUAAGUCUCAACCCCCAUUCCAUCACGGAACUCACUACAGCAGCAGUGCAGUGGUAAUGUAUUAUUUAAUUCGCCUUCAGCCCUUCACGCAGCGCUCUGUUAGGUACCAGGGGGGCCGACUUGACAUUGCUGGACGCAUUUUUCAUAGUGUUUCUGAGGCAUGGAACAGCUGUGGUGGAGUCGGUGAUGUGAAGGAGCUUGUCCCUGAAUUUUUUUGUCUUCCAGAGAUGUUCAUGAACAAGAGUAGGAUCGACCUUGGCGUGCGCCUUGACGGUGUGCAGUUGGGGGAUGUCGUACUACCUGAAUGGUGUGGCGGUGACGUGGAGCGGUUUGUUCAUCUGCAUGCAGAGGCCUUGGAGAGUGACGUCGUCAGUGGCAAGCUGCACGAGUGGGUUGACCUCGUAUUUGGAAACAAACAGCGCGGAAGGGGAGCAGUGGAUGCUAUCAACGUCUUUCUGCACCUUUCGUAUGGUCAAGCCGUUGGAAGAGCCAUCGCCGAAGCCUCCAGUGAGGAGGAUUGCAAAGCGAUUGUGGCAACAGCGGCGAACUUCGGGCAGACACCUCGGCAACUUUUCAACCGUGCCCAUGCUCGCAGGUUCGACAACCGAUACGGGCCAACCCCCCAACAAGCCUUCAUAAACGAAGCGGGGAAACUCUUCGUCAGGUGGAGGUCAGUGUGUUAUCCAUGGGGUAACAAGCGUUGCUGCACGCCUAUAACGUCGUUGCGCAUCGUGGACUCUAGUGCUAUCGCGUCCACUCGGUUCAGCCUCAUACUUCCAACGACGCCGAUGCAGGUUUGCCACUACAGUAAUGUCACUAGGGAGCUAUCUUGCCAUGAAUACGGCAAGCCGACGCUUCUAUGCGUUCUCCCUAAUGUCUGGCAUCAAGGAUAUGGGGAACUUACAACGAUGUGUACUUCAUCACUCGGGGGGAUCAUAUGCAUAGGGACCACCAAUGGAAAGGUGGUUAUCUGCAGCCGUGUGACAUCAACGGCUCCAUUUACUAUUAUGUCGAUUCUCAAUGCAUGCAGAAACGACGAUAGCGCGCCUGUGAAACUCUUGAAGAUGUGGAACAGUGGUCACCUUUCUGUUGUAUGUGAAGAUGGUCCUCGGGGGUCGCUUUGGCACGUUGCGCACUCUGGGGUAAUGUUCUGCUUCAAAUUUGAUAUCAGUGAUGUUGUGGACGAGUCCUCUACUAUCCGUGACAUUACUCGGGACGAGCAAAGCAACUGUUACUUUAUUGCUACUCACAAUCAUAUUGUGCAGUUGUCAAGCACCGGCAGAGUUCUUGGUGUGGCAAGCGUUUCCAAAGCCAGCACGGCCACAACCGCAAGGAAGGGAACAACGGCACCUCCCGCGAACAACGACGCAGCGGCUGAUGGCCCCAAACAGCAUUUUUGCGCAGCAGAAUACAUUAACUUUGAAAGUUAUAGUAAAACCAACAUCUUGCUUGCAGGACACGAGGAUGGAACCAUUUCUUUUUGGACAGUACGGCCAUUGUUAGGAUUCGAUCAAAAUACGUUUGCUACAGAAAUCAAAAUGUUCCAUUCGUUCACAGUGGAUGGUGACACAAGAAUUACUACAAUAACGCAUGACGGUGCAGGUUUUAGCGCAGGUACGGCAAGUGGAGAAGUACAUACAUACAGCGUACCUGACCCAUUUGCAGACGAGGAAUGA